This is a messenger RNA of Pistacia vera, 2969 nucleotides long. RefSeq lists its product as uncharacterized. The transcript is spliced from 4 exons. Bases 360 to 2690 code for a protein of 776 amino acids. Lineage: Eukaryota; Viridiplantae; Streptophyta; Magnoliopsida; Sapindales; Anacardiaceae. The record is from RefSeq and is a predicted model, not a curated record.
UCUCUCUCUCUCUCCCCAAAUUAACGGCAUAUUCUUUCUUCUCUCUCUUGUUCAUUUCACAGCCUCUUUUCCUUGCAAAAUCAUUCACAAUCUCCAUUCAUUUCCCUUCUCUAACCCACUAAUUUUGCUUCCCAAAGAGUUUUUCAACAACCCAUUUGUUUUAUCUUCACGCUUCUCAAGAAUUCGGAGCUUUUAAGGAUUUUUCGUUUUUGUGUUUGUUUUGGGUGGUUCGGUUAUGGGAAGAAUGAAAAACAUUGUGUAAUUUUCGAAACAAGUUUUCUUUUCUUUUUGUUUUUUUGAAGGAUUUGAGGAUUUUGAGGUUGUUUUUUUUGGGUAUUUGCUUUGGGUUGGUCUGAAGAAUGGUGGUAAAGAUGAUGAGGUGGCGGCCGUGGCCGCCUCUUGUGACGAAGAAGUACGAGGUGAAACUGGUGGUACAGAGGAUGGAGGGGUGGGAUCUGGUGCGGGAGGUUGCAGAGAAGAAGGAAGAAGAAAGGUUAGCGGUUGAGAUUCGUUGGAAGGGUCCUAAAGUCGCCUUGAGUACUUUGAGAAGAAGGGUCAGGAGGAACUUCACCAGAGAAGCUCAACUAAAUCACCAAAAUGAAAACGAAAACGAAAGUCCAAACGGUGUUGUUUUGUGGGACGAAGAGUUUCAGUCUCUUUGUACUUUUUCUGCUUAUAAAGAAAAUGUCUUUCAUCCUUGGGAGAUCGGUUUCACUGUCUUCAAUGGCUUGAACCAGGGGCCUAAAAACAAGGUUCCUGUUGUUGCAACUGGGACGCUGAACCUUGCCGAGUUUGCUUCUUUAGCUGAAGAAAAGGAAAUUGAGUUGAACUUGCCUCUUACACUCUCUACUGGUGCUGCUGAGUCACAUCCCUUGCUCUGUAUAUCUUUUAGUUUGCUGGAGCUGAGAACAGCUCAGGAAACCACUGAGCCAGUGCAGACAGCAAUUAUGCCUGUUGUAUCCCCACCUCCCCAAUCAGGAGAAACCACUUCGACUGAGAAGGAUGAGCUUUCUGCAAUUAAAGCUGGUCUUAGAAAAGUUAAGAUUUUUACGGAGUAUGUGUCCACCAGGAGAGCGAAAAAGGCCUGCCGGGAGGAAGAGGGUAGUGAUGGCAGGUGUUCUCGGAGCGAAGAUGGCGAAUAUAACUACCCUUUUGACUCUGACUCACUUGAAGAUUUUGAGGAAGGAGAAUCGGAUGAGGGCAAGGAGGAAGCCAGUGUUAGGAAGUCGUUUAGUUAUGGCACACUGGCUUAUGCAAAUUGUGCUGGAGGAUCAUAUUACUCCAGUAUGAGGAUAAACGGUGAAGAUGAGGAUUGGGUGUAUUAUAGCAAUCGCAAGUCUGAUGUGGGUUGCUCGCAUCCUGAAGAUCCAAUAGCAUCAGUCUCUGAGCCAUCUCUGUUACAAAGUUCGAAGCGCAGCCUACUCUCUUGGAGGAAGAGAAAGCUAAGUUUCAGAUCGCCUAAAGCCAAAGGAGAGCCAUUGUUAAAGAAGGGGAAUGGGGAAGAAGGUGGGGAUGAUAUUGAUUUUGAUCGCCGGCAGCUUAGCUCUGAUGAAUCUCUUUCUCAUGGGAUGCUUAAAACAGAUGAUGAUUUAUCUGCAAAUCGAUCUUCAGUUUCUGAAUUUGGGGAUGACAAUUUUGCUAUAGGAAGUUGGGAGCACAAAGAAGUAAUAAGCCGUGAUGGCCAAAUGAAGCUUCAAAGUGAGGUCUUCUUUGCUUCCAUUGAUCAGCGGAGUGAGCGAGCAGCAGGUGAGAGUGCUUGUACAGCCCUUGUUGCUGUAAUAGCAGAUUGGUUCCAGAAUAACCGUGGUCUUAUGCCUGUCAAGUCCCAACUUGAUAGUCUAAUCAGAGAUGGUUCGUUGGAAUGGAGGAACCUUUGUGAGAAUGAAACCUAUAGGGAGAGGUUUCCUGACAAGCACUUUGAUCUGGAAACAGUCCUUCAAGCGAAAAUACGCCCUCUUGGUGUGAUAUCAGGAAAGUCCUUCAUUGGGUUUUUUCAUCCAGAGGGAAUGGAUGAGGGAAGAUUUGACUUUUUGCAUGGUGCCAUGUCGUUUGAUAACAUUUGGGAUGAGAUUAGCCGUGCAGGAUCAGAAAGUCCAAGCAAUGGCGAACCUCAGGUUUAUAUUGUUAGCUGGAACGAUCAUUUUUUUGUACUCAAGAUUGAACCAGAAGCUUACUACAUAAUUGACACGUUAGGGGAGAGGCUUUAUGAGGGAUGCAAUCAGGCUUAUAUUUUGAAAUUUGACUGCAAUAGUGUGAUUCACAAACUACCAAACGUUGCUCAAUCAACUGACGAAAAACCAGCUGGUGAUCAGCAGAUUGUUGCAUCAGCAUCAGAGCCAAAAAACCAGCCAGUCCAGCAGGUCAAUGUAAAGGAGGAGGGUUCUGUUUCUGGUGAACUGCUAACCAAGAAUGAGGAGCCGGUAAACAAUGAAGAGGUAGAGGAGGUUGUGUGCCGCGGGAAGGAGGCUUGCAAGGAGUACAUAAAGAGCUUCUUGGCUGCAAUUCCAAUACGUGAAUUGCAGGCAGAUAUCAAGAAAGGUUUAAUGGCAUCAACACCUCUUCAUCACCGGCUACAGAUUGAAUUCCACUUCACCCAGUUCCUCCAACCCGCACCAGGAACUCCUGCACCAAAACAGAUCACAGCUGCACCAGAAUCAGUUGAAGCUCCAAUAACAGUCGUGGCCGAGUAGAGACUUAAUGUAAAUUGUAGGAAGUGUGAUUACUCUAACUCCUUUCUUUCUUCUUUUUCCAGGUAUCUUAUGAUGUGAAUUGGGUUAUCAAAAAAGAACCUGUUUGAGCCUUUGUUCUUUUCUUUUUCAUCUUUUUACCAUAGGGAUAUUAUCUUAUGAUGUGAAUGUGUUAACAAAGAGUAAAGAGAGUUGUUUUUCUUGUAAGCAGUGUUGAAAUGUAACAAAAACUUCUAUUGUCCUCAUUUCUAAAGCUUUGCUCUGAUUUUGUUAUUGUUGCCA